AAACGGAUGUUUAGAACCUUUCCAGUCUCGCCGUAACCGUGGAUCAGUACAUUCGUUCCCACGCGUGUGUUUUAGCCAUUGUUGGGCACUCCUUUGUGACGUACUCUCACCCACCACCUUCAAGAGCGUAGACGUGGGUGUUAGCGAUGUUUUCGUAAUAGUUCUUCUCACGUUUAGUCCCGCACAGCAAUCGUCCCGGAAUCAACGUUCAGAUUGUACGCUUGAGUUACCUAUCGCAGCAUCUUAGCAUGUAGUGUACCCAAAGUUUGUUUUGUCAUACAUUGAUUAUGUAAAUAUAGCUUACGGCUGUUUCGUACGGGCAUAUGACAAAUUUCUUUCGAUCGUUCGUCAGGAAGUGCGUGAAAGGUGUGCUUUUCAGUGAAUCAAGUAAAAAAAUAUAAUCCCUGCAAGCCGGGUAUCGCCACACACGGCAACGGUGCAAGGCUAACACAUUGCAUCUGCUGGAUUAUUCCUCAUUACCAUGUCAUCAAAAGAAGAUACAAAAGGUGGCAGCUUGUGAGAGAAAAACAAAUUAAACGUGUCAUUGAAUGUGAGGUGAAAAUGGGCACGAAUGUUUUUCUUUAAUGGAGUGUGUGCUAUGUGGAUUGUUUAGUUUAGCGAAGAUGAUGACAAGGGUAAAAACGGCGUAAGCUAAGCCGUCGCUGGUUGUGUCAUGAGUUCGGUGUUGAAAUAACUUCAAUUGCGAUCCACACACUAAUAAGCCCAAGCGGUUCCAUAGGCAUUUGCAACUUAAUGGAAAGUUUUCUGCCAAAUCGGAAGUGGUGCGGUGAGGUGUGAUGCAGUGAAAGCGGUUGUGUUAUAAUGUUUCCCUCGCUAAGCGAAUAGCAGGGUGAUAGUAGCCCAGAAUCUGUACGGUGCUAUACCGGGAGCAAUGCCGAGGAUACGACACGAAAAUGGCAGUUAAAUUGUGCGAAAAUUGAUCUAAGUUUGUGGGCAAAAGAAACUUCCAGCCAGCACGCCCACACCAUCGACGAGGCCCAGGGGUGCCGUGUUUGUUAUGUAUUUUAAUGUGUGAUGACUUCUCGUACGGUGGUGGUCUGGCAUGGCCGAGCGUGAUAGAACGUAAAACGCAUCGUACUGGGCGAGUUCACUGAUGAUCAUCAGGAACCAUUCAACGAACCAAAAAAGAUCGAUUUCUCGGACUGGAAAAACAAGAACAUAGUUUCUCAUUCAAGUUGAAAGAAGCGAUUAAGUUGCAGUAUACGAGUGGAUCUAUAUUUGAUAUUCGAGAUUUCUUUUUUUUCUUCCCCAUCCUGUCGAUCAACAAACCACCAAGGCUAAGGACUAACCAACAAUAUAGUACCAUCAGUUUUGCUACAUGAUAAAACAUAAAUUCAGCCAAACGAAACUGCCUCAAAAUCGUACUGACAGUCGGGAAUAACUAAAUUAUGGCAGCAGAAGGCUGAGGAAAUAACAUCCAAAACAACGACGUUGGACAUUGAGACGAGUAAGCGAUGGAAAGCUAUGCUGAUGCAAACUCUACUAUUCCAAAAGACGGAUUCGACUUAAAAAUCAGACAUGAUUAUUCUUCUUUCUAGCUUCGGACUCAUGCAAAAGACACCACCAGCACUUACGAUACGCACGGCAUCACUCAUCGACAAGCAUAGACUGGUGAAAAUGACAUACAAAAACAACGUUUCUUUAAAGCACCAUACCGUACCGCAUAUCUGUGACAGAACAGUUUCUUCAUGUUUAAGGAAACUACUGUGAACCACAAUGAUAUACACUAUCUUCUUUUAGGUUAAGUUUCUUACAAAAAUCGAACUGUAUGGCUCUUCUGCCAAGAAUGUUACUUUAAAGCACAGCACGAUCGAUACAACAAAAACGAAAGAUCGUUUAAACCGUAUGGCAAACCGAACAACGGUUGCUAUUUCGGUUGCUUUUUGAACAUCACAUUCACGAGGGCAACGUCAGACAAACAACCACACAGCACCACGAUACCCCAUUAAGUACUGACGAAAUAUGAAUGUCCUUUCCAUCUGUCAAUCAAUCGAUCUGUCUGGUGCAAUUUAUCGAAAUUGAUGGCAGUGUCGCUUAGGGAACACGUUAGCAAUCAUCAAAUCUUCCAAUCAGAAAUCAAAAGUGUUAAAAGUUCGGUCCCGCCUCAGUGAAGAACCAAUCAAUACAUCCGGUGAUGCUAGCAAGUGUUAGUGAGUGUAAGCGCCUUCAGCCUCGAUGCAAACGAAUUCCCACCCGUCAAAAAGGGCCACAAAAAGGACGCCUACGGAGUGAAAAAAUGUAUAUUUAGCUCGCACGUAAAAAGCGUCUGGCUCAGAUUGGCACAAUGUGAGAAAUUUGUUGUCAGGUGAAAAGUGUUUGAAUUUUCCUUCCUCCACACCCUAUGCUCAUGCACGUGCAACCUGUUCGCGAAAGAAUUUCUCUCCCUAAAAAAGAAAAGCUGUUUGCUUUCGAUGUGCCCUUUCAUGAGUGUAUGUGUGUUUGGUAUGUUCUCAUGUGUGUACUUCUUCACUACUUAGCAACCGUGUCCGGUGGUAUCGUUGUGCGGUAAGCAGCUGACGACAAUACUGGGAAAGUCAACCCAUACUUAAAGGCCAAACGGGGCGCUUUGCACCUCAAUCCGAAAGUGUUUCGCGAGUUUGUAUUUGUGAAUUUGUCUGUGUGUGUGUGUGUGUGUGUAUGUGUGUUUAUGUGAUGUGAAAAAUGAUGAAAAAACGCGUAAACAGCUCAUGCAGUCUUCGCCAUCGCUCCCAGGUUUCUGUUAGCGAGCUCCCUGUAGAUGCAUUGAGCUGUUGUUGAUUUUACCGUCGGCAGUGUUGCUGUCGUGGUUUGACUCGAACCACUCCACUGUUGGCAAACGCCACGCAGUCAAAGAUGACUUUGAGCGGAAGUAAAAUGACGGGGAACAACAUGGCAUCAUUUUCUACGACAUUUCUACUACUAAUAUGGAGCACAGAAUUAACCAUUGGCAGCAUUAGAGUGGACGAAAAUCGGGAUAACAGCGAAGCUGAACUUGCCGGUGGAUCCCGAAAAUUUCGCACCGAAUUCCUCCAGGAGUGGCCAACGCCAGGAACUGGGCCUUAUUUUGAUACCACCGUUCCAAGCAACAUCACCGGUUUGGUCGGCAAGACGGUCCUGCUAAACUGCAAGGUGAAAAACCUCGGCAAUCGAACGGUUUCGUGGGUUCGACAUCGGGAUAUUCACCUCUUAACUGUCGGACGCUACACCUACACCUCCGACCAACGCUUCGAAGCGAUGCAUUCACCCCACACGGAAGAGUGGACACUCAGGAUUCGGUACGCCCAGCGCAAAGACUCUGGCAUUUACGAGUGUCAAAUAUCGACCACGCCACCUAUAGGACACUUUGUCUAUCUCACGAUAGUGGAACCAGUGACAGAGAUUAACGGAGGACCUGAUUUAUUUAUCAAUAAAGGCUCGACCAUAAAUCUCACCUGCAUCGUGAAGUACGCCCCCGAGCCGCCACCGGCCGUCGUGUGGAAGCACAAUCGUGAUGACAUUAAUUUCGACUCACCCAGGGGAGGCAUUUCGCUCGUCACCGAGAAGGGCAUCCUGACGACUAGCCGGCUGUUGGUGCAGAAGGCCAUCGCGAGCGACUCCGGUCUGUACACCUGCGAGCCCUCGAACGCCAAUCCGGCCUCCGUGCGGGUGCACAUCCUGAACGGAGAACACCCCGCGGCAAUGCAUCAUGGCAUCUCCACCAUCCUCUCCGGACCUAGCUUGGUCGCAUUCGUCCUCUCGACCAUUUUACUGUUCUACCAUCACAGUAUUCGAUGGAAGGACUUUCGGCUAACGUAGUAAAUCCACCUAGUUCUUUCCGUUUGCCUGUUCCUGGUUUCGUCACUGUACAGAACAUUUGAGUGUCCACGAGUGUGCGUUCAUGUCAAUGAGUUAUUUCAACACACAAGUGAAACAGCCAUAGAACCAUAUUAUCUUUAAAUUCGUUCCAUGCACCCAUCCGUCAUUGAUUAAUUGGGCUAUGUAUUAUGGUGACAUGGCUUUGUGCACAUGCUCAUUUUUCUAAAUUAUUACAUGACGUUUCAUCCGUAUGACACCUGACCAUAAUUGGUGCUUAUUAUUUAUUACUUAUAUACACAUGUAUUGUGUGUUCUUUGAAAAGUAUGCAAAUCAUGCAGAUUAUAUCAACGGACUCAACCAAACAAUCAGAGGUUUAUAACCAUUAAUUUCGUAUUACAUUUAUUGGCUUUUCGCCGGAAUGCCUUUUUAUCACAUUUUGUUUUGUCGAAACAAUAUGUUUACGUUCACUCUCACUCGAAUAGCUUAUUUAUUAACAAGCCCUAAUGUAUUAGCAGUUAAUGUACGGAGACGGUUAGUUAAUUCAAUUAUCUAAUUUGUACAGCAUCAAAUUUGUAAAUAAAUCUCGUUUAGAUGAUAAAAUACUAUUUGUACAAAUACAUAUAAUAAACAGUUUAGUAGAUCUCUGAAGUAAACCCAUAUAUAGAAAUAAUAAAAAUGUUAGGAAAGUCCCCUAACCCGAAAAACAAGGUUAAGGGAAAUACAAGUAUUGUUUUUAAUUUAAAGGCGUGAAAGAUGAAUGGCGAAAUUUGUUAGACGUUUUCAACAUUCGUCAAAAUGUCAAAAAUUUUAAAACAUUUUCUAACCGUUGGAAACGUAAUUUCUAUUAAAGUGUGUUCAACAACACAACAAUAAACGAAUUUAUCGCUUUUAGUUCUCACUUAAGUUUUUGAAAAGGGAUGCGAAAUUCUCAAAUAGCAGUUUGCUUUUUACACAACAAAUGUUGACAUAUCAGACAAAAUUAUGAAAAUGAGAUGAGAGAGGAAACAACAAAAUGGUACAUACAUCGUCGACGACUCCUAACUGUUAAGCCAAUGAAUUCACCGAAUGAUUCAACACUCUUCUAUACGUCAUAGAUUAUGUAGCAUGAAAGCUAGGAAAGCCAAAAAACUGAGCACUACAAAGUCGAAACUUUUGAUUUACUCGAUGUAAACUCUUCAUCUAAAAUAUCAAACCUUAAAGAAUCAUCAAAUGUUUCGAACUAAUCACUCAGAACACUGUUCAGGCUUUCGUGUUGAAAUUCGCGAAUCCCAAAAACAAUCAAUAAUCGCGAGUAACAAAACAGGCAUCUCGAAGUUGAAAACAAUUUGAUGUUACGCCUUUUGGUUUAAACUUUCAACGGUAAAUUACCAACAAAAAGUCGAUUGCUCCGUAGCCUGCCCUUCACUCUCGAACUUGUUCAACGAGGCCGAGUGAAAUGCUAGAUCGACACACAAUUACUAGAUGAGCAGAUUGCUAUGUACUCAAAAGUGUAUUUAAAAAAUUCUGGUCAAAUACAAAAAUUGCUAUAAAUUAAAAUCCAUCUAGACCAGAAAACAAGGCAUUAAGGCAAGACUUUUUUUAACAGUAAAAUCCAGGGAAAGAGCAACUCUGACGUAAAUACGCGAAAGCAGAAAAAAUUGUCCAAUAGGCACUAAUACGUUAGUGAGAAAGGCUUGGUAUAAUCCCCACUGAUUACCAGUAACAACAAAGGUUCCCCACAAAAUCGAUUGAUGCCUUCACCAGAUCUGCGUUAUUCGCCAACGGCAAAACUAAUUCUGAAGAAGAUUCAUGUUUGCUUCUUUGGUAUCAACGCUCUUGUAGCUAAAUUGCGAACAAUAUGCUACAUGAAAAUAAAAGGCGAUAAAACGCUGGGGCAUCGUGAAAAGCCCCCCACUCCAGGGCGGGGCUGGGACAGGAAUUGUCAUAAAACUGUAAAGUUAGGACAUUCCUUCAUUGGCUCAACAUCACUCCCUGUACCCUCGUCCGACGAAAAGUUUGUACCAUGAGUUUCACAGCAACUCCCAACGCCAGGAGAGGCUAGUGGCCGUGUCUAGGAAAGAACAACGGCAAUAAAGCAGACACGAUAAACGAAAACCAUGCGGAUGUAGCAAGAAGCAAGAAUCUUUUAGAUACGCAGGUAACCAAUAAAAUAAGCUAGAAUGGUGCGCUAAAAAUGAAUGCGACAAAACAGGACGCAAACAAAAAGUUUCGGUCCGUUCGAUGGAAACGUAAGUUCAAAAUUGUUUACUACACAAAACAGAGCAAACCGUUUAAACCACUGACAAACAAGUUACAAAUUUUGGAGACAAAGAAGCAACACCAUUCCAAUACAAAAUAAGUACGAACAAACAAGUUGCAAAAGAACUAUAGUCAUGAAAUGUCGAUUCGUUACGACAGACAGGGGAAAAUAGUCAAAUAAUGUGCACACGUUUUGCAACACUUUGUAACUAAAAUGUGUAAUAAAUUAAACACAAUCGGAAAGAAUAUUGAUCAAAAUAAUAAAGAUGAGAGCGAAAUCAACAUUAAA
Molecule: messenger RNA, 6322 nt
Organism: Anopheles coluzzii
Lineage: Eukaryota; Metazoa; Arthropoda; Insecta; Diptera; Culicidae
Product: zwei Ig domain protein zig-8-like
Exons: 8
Coding region: 2854-3795 (313 amino acids)
Biological process (GO): synapse organization
Cellular component (GO): neuron projection membrane
Source: RefSeq, a predicted model, not a curated record